ACCCCGGUUCCCCAUGGUCCCAGAGCCGGGCCCCACCGCCAAUAGCACCCCGGCCUGGGGGGCGGGGCCGCCGUCCGCCCCAGGGGGUAGCGUCUGGGUGGCGGCCGCGCUGUGCGUGGUCAUCGCGCUGACGGCGGCGGCCAACUCGCUGCUGAUCGCGCUCAUCUGCACUCAGCCCGCGCUGCGCAACACGUCCAACUUCUUCCUGGUGUCGCUCUUCACGUCCGACCUGAUGGUGGGGCUGGUGGUGAUGCCGCCCGCCAUGCUGAACGCGCUGUACGGGCGCUGGGUGCUGGCGCGCGGCCUCUGCCUGCUCUGGACAGCCUUCGACGUGAUGUGCUGCAGCGCCUCCAUCCUCAACCUCUGCCUCAUCAGCCUGGACCGCUACCUGCUCAUCCUCUCGCCACUGCGCUACAAGCUGCGCAUGACGCCCCCGCGCGCCCUGGCUCUAGUCCUGGGCGCCUGGAGCCUCGCCGCGCUCGCCUCCUUCUUGCCCCUGCUGCUGGGCUGGCACGAGCUGGGACACGCGCGGCCACCCGUCCCGGGCCAGUGCCGCCUGCUGGCCAGCCUGCCCUUUGUCCUCGUGGCGUCAGGCCUCACCUUCUUCCUGCCCUCGGGUGCCAUAUGCUUCACCUACUGCAGGAUCCUGCUGGCCGCCCGCAAGCAGGCUGUGCAGGUGGCCUCCCUCACCACCGGCAUGGCCAGCCAGGCCUCGGAGACGCUGCAGGUGCCCAGGACCCCACGCCCAGGGGUGGAGUCAGCUGACAGCAGGCGCCUGGCCACCAAGCACAGCAGGAAGGCCCUGAAAGCCAGCCUGACGCUGGGCAUCCUGCUGGGCAUGUUCUUUGUGACCUGGCUGCCCUUCUUUGUGGCCAACAUAGUCCAGGCCGUGUGCGACUGCAUCUCUCCAGGCCUCUUCGAUGUCCUCACGUGGCUGGGUUACUGUAACAGCACCAUGAACCCCAUCAUCUACCCUCUCUUCAUGCGGGACUUCAAGCGGGCGCUGGGCAGGUUCCUGCCAUGUCCACGCUGUCUCCGGGAGCACCAGGCCAGCCUGGCCUCACCGUCACUGCGCACCUCUCACAGUGGCCCCCGGCCCGGCCUGAGCCUACAGCAGGUGCUGCCACUGCCCCUGCCACCUGACUCAGACUCAGACUCAGAUGCAGGCUCGGGCGGCUCCUCAGGCCUGCAGCUCACAGCCCAACUGCUGCUUCCUGGCGAAGCCACCCGGGACCCCCCGCUGCCCACCAGGGCCACUGCUGCCGUCAACUUCUUCAACAUCAACCCUGUGGAGCCCGAGCUGCGGCUGCAUCCACUUGGCACCCCCACGAACUGACCCAGGCGUGGGACUGGCCAGUGGGGAGCUGGAUUGAGCAGAACCCAGACCCCAAGGCCUGGGGUCAGCUCUUGGCUAAGACCAGGAGGCUGCAGGUCUCCUAGGAGCCUUCUGAGCUCCAGCAGGGGGUGCACAGAGCCAGACCUUACUGCCCACUCCAGGCCCCUCACAUGCAGGGAUCAGAGCUGACUCAGAUACUAUUUUCUGAAAGAUGCUCCAUUGUUGGGUGAAACGUGUGUGUGGAGGAUGGGCUGGAGGAUUCUGGAUGUUAGGGAGAAGAACCUCUUGGUUCAGGUAGGAUGAAAACAAUCAUGCCCUUUGCCCAUUCUGUCAGGCUGGAUGGGAGGGAAUGCCCCCACCUGCAGGCAUGGAUUAGUGCUCGGCUGAACCCCUUGAUACUCACAGCCUAGUCUAUGGACAAUCAGCAUUGCCAUCUCCUUUUGGGAGUUUGUGACAAAUGCACAUCUCUGCGCCUGCCCAGACCUGCUGAGUCAGAACUGCAUGUUACCAGGAUCCCAUAUGAAUUACGUGCCCAUUACACUUUGAGAUGGUCUGGCUUAAAUGAUCUUCAACCCUGAGAAUGAUUUGCUGGACAGUUUUUGGACCUGCCAGUCCCCCCACCCUGGGAUAUACGUGGCAGCAGCUGCACCUGGGAGGCAGGCAGGCAUAUAUUUGGGCCUCUGCUCUACGACCUCUGCUCUGGGGCCUGACACAGGUUACUUUGCCUUUCUGAGUCUCAGUUAUCCCAUGUGUAAGACAGAGUCACGAUGCCUACCCUUGCAGGGUUGUCUUGAGAAUUAAGACAAUGUGUGCCCAGCACCCAGUACCUGGUCAGUUAAGUGGUACGUUCUGUUGUUACUACCCCUGGCUAUCCAGGCCCCUGGUCUCUCUGACUGUGGGUCAGGAGGGGCUGUUUGUUCCCAUUGUUCUUUAUCCAUUUUCCUCCCCCUCUUCAGCCCCGGCCCAGGCUCCCACAGCCUGACUCUGGUUCCCCAACUCCCUGUUUUGUCUGCUGGGUAGGGACCCCAUCUCUCAGGGACCCUCCCAGCUCCCAAGCUGCUGCGUUACCUCUCCUGGGGGCAAAAGGGGCAGGUGGCAGUUUCUUAUGCAGCCUUACAGACUGGUUUUCCUCGAUCCUGGGGGGUACUUGGACCUAGAAGGGAACAACUGAUGGGAAUAAACCCAGCCCCUUGCCCCACCUUCCCUGGCCUUCCCUGGGGUCAGUGAGAGAAAUGGGAAUGGUAACUACUUGGGUCAGCAGAGCAGAGUCAAAGAAGACCUGUCCCUGGUGUGGGAUGGGGCCACAAGGCAGGCAGGUGAACUCUGGCACAGGGGCCUUGUUUUCUGGGGGCUGGGAGUUGGGGAACUCUUGGUCUCCACAGUUUACCUGCCAUAGGUCCCUUUUCAGCUCUGCCUCCCCAAGUUCCAUCAACAUGAACUCCCAGGGGGUCCUCCAUGUCUGGCCUGGCGCUCUCCUUGGUGCUGAUGAGACACAACUCUGGCCCUGGCCACUGGCCACAGACCAUGGUGCUUGUGGGGCUUCCCCUAUUCCCCAGACCUGCCAAAGGGCGCUCUCAAUAAAGUCUAGCUGAAGGC
This is a messenger RNA of Callithrix jacchus (white-tufted-ear marmoset), 2932 nucleotides long. RefSeq names its product 5-hydroxytryptamine receptor 6 (gene HTR6). Gene Ontology annotation, molecular function: G protein-coupled serotonin receptor activity; neurotransmitter receptor activity. Gene Ontology annotation, cellular component: plasma membrane; dendrite. The record is from RefSeq and is a predicted model, not a curated record. NCBI's taxonomy places the organism in Eukaryota, Metazoa, Chordata, Mammalia, Primates, Cebidae. Gene Ontology annotation, biological process: adenylate cyclase-activating adrenergic receptor signaling pathway; chemical synaptic transmission; positive regulation of MAPK cascade.